Rotaria sp. Silwood1 is the source of this 2925-nucleotide messenger RNA. Lineage: Eukaryota; Metazoa; Rotifera; Eurotatoria; Philodinida; Philodinidae. The record is from the annotation of a GenBank genome assembly.
AUGGUGCUUCCAAGCUUAUCAACACCACGUCAUGAACACACCGCUACUUUAUUAUCAUCUGGACAUGUGUUAGUCACGGGCGGUCAAACUACUAGUGAUAAUAUUUAUUCUUCGUGUGAAUUGUAUGAUUCUUCAUACAAAAUAUGGAAAGCGAUUCCAGAUAUGUCAUCAAAACGUUCUCAGCAUACAGCCGUCUUAUUGAAGUCUGAGAAAGUUUUAGUUAUAGGUGGCCAUGAUCAUGAUAAUAUUUUAGCAAGUUGUGAAAUGUACGAUCGUUCAUCCAAUACGUGGACGUUGGCCGCUAAUAUGACAUCAUCUCGUAUGUCUCAUGCUGCCACUUUAUUAUCAUCUGGCCACGUACUGGUGAUCGGUGGUGGUUCUGAGAAUGAUUCAACUUGUGAAAUGUAUGACCCUGCAUCCGAUACUUGGACUCCGGUAGCCUCUAUGUCAAGAGGACGUAGUUUUCAUACAGUUACUUUAUUAUCUGACGGUAAAUUAUUAAUAACAGGUGGAUUUAGUAAGACUCAUAAAUACUGGUCUGAUUGCGAAGUGUAUGAUCCUCGGUCGGAUAAAUGGACUUCAAUUGCUAGUAUGACCACCGCACGUGCUGCACAUACCGCUACAUUAUUGCCAUCAGGAAAAGUUUUUGUAACAGGUGGUACGGCUGGUGACAGUAUGUUUCAAGCAUUGUCUAGUUGUGAGAUGUAUGAUCCUCUAUCGAAUACAUGGGUUCCAGUCGCCGAGAUGUCAGCUCCACGUUUUCAACACGUAGUCACUUUGUUACCAUCUGGUAAGAUAUUAGUCACAGGUGGUUUGGGUAAUCCGCUUAGUGAACUAUACGAUCCUGUAUUCAAUACGUGGAGUCCAACCGCUAACUUUCCGAUUUUUGUUUUGCAACACACUGCAACUUUGUUAUCAUCUGAAAAAGUGUUAGUAGCGGGUGGUUUUGAUGGUUGGGAUUCGUUAUCGAUUUGUGCAAUAUACAACACUCCAUUAAAUACAUGGAUUCCAGCUAUGGAUAUGUUGGUUCCACGUUCUCAGCAUACUGCUACUUUACUAUCACCUGGAAAUGUUCUGGUAACAGGUGGAUAUUCGAUGAUAAGCUGCACAGCAAGAUGUGAAAUAUAUAACACUUUAUCCAACAUGUGGACUGAAGUUGCGGAUAUGUCAAAAUCGCGCUGUCAACACACUGCUACUUUACUACCAUCUGGACACGUCUUAGUAAUAGGUGGCUUUAAUCGAGAUUUGAAUGACGAGUAUUUUUCGAAUUGUGAAAUGUACAAUGCUUUGUCCAACACAUGGACUUCACUCGCCAAUAUGGCAUCGUCACGUUCUCAACAUACUGCUAUCCUUUUAUACUCUGGCAAAAUAUUAGUGACUGGCGGUUUUGACGGAAAUGAUUACUUAUCUAGUUGUGAAAUGUAUGACCCUAAAUCCGAUGUGUGGACUUCGUUUGCCGAUAUGACAAAAGCACGUUCGCAACAUACUACCACUUUAUUAUCUUCCGGUGAAAUCUUAGUCACAGGUGGUUUCAAUAAUGGAUAUUACAUGGAAGAUUGUGAACUUUACAGUCCUUCAUCGAAUAUGUGGAUACCAGUGAUGAACAUGUCGUUCCCACGCUAUCGUCAUACUGCUACCCUAUUAUCAUCUGGGCACGUGUUAGUCACCGGUGGUGAUAAUCAUGAUAACUUCUCAACUUGUGAAAUAUACGAUCCUCUAUCCAAAAGAUGGACUCUAGUCUCCAACAUGUCAUUAUCACGUAUUCAACAUAGAGCCGUUUUGCUAUCAUCUGGGAAAGUAUUAACGACCGGUGGGAAUACUCUUCCAAUUGGCGAACUCUAUGAUCCUUUAUCAAAUACGUGGACUUCUGUGGAUAAAACAAAUUCAGAACGUUUUCAACAAACAGCUACAAUAUUGUUAUCUGGGGAUGUCUUGAUAGCAGGUGGUUCAAAUGUUUGGAAUCGUUUGUCGAGUUGUGAAGUAUACAAUUCUUCAUUAAAUUUGUGGACUCGAGUUGCUAAUAUGGCAUCAUCACGAUUUCAACAUACUGCAACGUUACUAUCAUCUGGGAAGGUGUUAGUAGUAGGUGGUGCUGAUACUUUCAAUUUGAGCUCAAGCCCUUGUGAAAUCUUUGAUCCCCAAUCGAAUACGUGGACGCCACUCUUUGGUCUAAGUAAUGAAUUUACCGGACAUACUGCUACUUUACUACCUUCUGGAAAAGUAUUAGUUACAGGUGGAAUUGAUCCCUUCGAACACUUUCGUACUUGUCAGUUGUUCGAUCCUCAACAUAUGAAAUGGACUAAGGCAGCUGAUAUGCUAUCAAACCGUUUUCAACAUACCGCAACUUUAUUACCAAAUGAGCAAGUGCUAAUAGUAGGUGGAUAUGCAGAGAGAGCAUUGUCGAGUUGUGAAAUGUACAAAAUCUCUUCGAAUACGUCGACUAAAGUUGCUGAUAUGUCAACUGCACGUUUUCAACAUACAGCCACUUUACUAUCAUCUAAACAAAUGCUAAUCAUAGGUGGUGCUGACGGAAACAAAUCCUUGUUGAAUAAUGAAAUGUACAAUGUUUCUUCUGGCACGUGGAGCUCAGCAGCCAAAAUGUUAUUUGCUCGUGCUGGACACACUGCUACUUUACUAUUGACGGGCAAAGUUUUAGUAACAGGCGGUAUAAAUAAUGGUGAUUACUUGUCUGGUUGUGAAUUGUACGAUCCUUCAUCCGAUAAGUGGAGUGUGGUUGCCAGCAUGUCAUCGCCUCGUGUUUAUCACACGGCUGCAUUAUUAUCAUCGGGGAAAGUAUUGGUGGCUGGUGGUUCUAGUCUACCACUAGGUGAAGUGUAUGAUCCUUCAUCCAAUACGUGGAGUCCAGUCGUCAAUCCGUCGAUAGCACAUGUGGCACAGGCCGAUACUUUAUUGUCUUCUGUAUAA